UUCAGACAGCGGGUCUUCUGCCGAGACUCAUCACCGCACGUGCAUUCCACGUGCCAAGGGUGCUGGCUCCUGUGGAACUCCACGAGUGACGGAGUGAGGGACAACUCUCGACCGCGACUGGACGCGACGGAAGAUGGGGAAGCGCGGGAAGAAGCAAAGAGACAAUCACAGACCCCGCCGACUUCUCCCUCGAGACGACGAAGACGGCGCCGACUCCUUACCCUCCUCUGCCUACGACCUCCAUUCCCAUCAACAGCAAGAAGAAGCCGACGCCGGAUUUAAAGAAGACGCCGGAGACGAAGACGAAGGCGAAGGCGAAGGCGACAGGGAAGAGGAGGAGCAAUGGCGCGUCGAAGGAUCCCCAUCGAAGUUCCAUCUCUACCAGAUAUCGGUUCAGUCGCCGAAAGGGGACAUUAGCUAUUUGCAGAAGUUCUUUUUGAUGUACGUCGGGGGGAGAUUCCCGCUGCACUUGCAAGAGGAUUUCUGCGGCACCGCGCUUCUCAGUGUUGAAUGGCUGCGGAGUGACCCAAGAAGAACAGCAGUGGGUCUAGAUUUGGAUCUCGAGGCACUAAACUGGUGCCUCGAAAAUAAUGUAGUGAAAGUUGGGGCCGAUGGAUAUUCGCGAAUAAAUCUUUUUCAUGGUAAUGUUUUGCAGCCAAGUAGAGCCUGCCUAGUUAAGCAUAAAGUCGAAGAUCUCGUGAACGGUGUAAUUUUAGACGAGAAAGAUGAUUUGUCUAAAUUUGUAGAUCUUGCUGCGCCAACAAACUCAACCAGUGCAACUAUAGUAGGGGCUGUGUUGCCCAAUAGAGACAUUGUAUGUGCAUUCAACUACAGCUGUUGUUGCCUCCAAAAACGUAGAGACUUAGUUUUGUACUUCAAGCAUGCUUUAGAAGCCUUGUCUAAGAAUGGUGGCAUAUUUGUUAUGGAUUUAUAUGGAGGUACGUCCUCAGAACGCAAGCUACGUCUCCAGAGGAGAUUCUCCAACUUUACUUAUAUUUGGGAACAAGCGGAGUUUGAUGUAGUACAUCGUCGAACAAGAAUAAGUCUUCAUUUUCAUCUGGGAAGGAAGAAGGCACUACGGCAUGCAUUCUCAUAUGAUUGGCGCUUAUGGUCAUUACCAGAAAUCAAGGACUGUUUAGAGGAGGCCGGAUUCAAAUCCAUACAUAUCUGGAUAAGGAAGAUGCCAAACACACAGGAAGUUGAAAAUACAGAAGAAUAUAAUGCUGGCGCCGACAUCAAGUAUGAAGAAUUUUCAUCUUUCCAACAGCAAGAUGCGUGGAAUGCAUACAUAGUUGGCAUAGCAAAUGUCUAGUUGGUUGGUUGUCAAAGGUACAAUAACCUCAACUGGUUUCACAUGUGCAUCAUUCAGAUUUAAUGGUGAUCUUUUUUUUUUUUUUUUUUUUUUUUUUUUUUUUUUUUUUUUUUUCUUUUUAGUUCUACAGAAAUUGACAAUUUGCUAGAAAUGCUCCUCCAUAUACAGCCUAGCAAUGAAUGAAUAAGAUACUUUUUGGAUUUAGUUUCUAAUAAACUUUGUGCAUUUUUGAAUUUUCA
Ananas comosus (pineapple) is the source of this 1551-nucleotide messenger RNA. RefSeq lists its product as uncharacterized. The transcript has 5 exons. Bases 134 to 1312 code for a protein of 392 amino acids. The record is from RefSeq and is a predicted model, not a curated record. NCBI's taxonomy places the organism in Eukaryota, Viridiplantae, Streptophyta, Magnoliopsida, Poales, Bromeliaceae.